Psammomys obesus (fat sand rat) is the source of this 3801-nucleotide messenger RNA. RefSeq names its product solute carrier family 9 member A8 (gene Slc9a8). The transcript is spliced from 16 exons. Bases 73 to 1848 code for a protein of 591 amino acids. Gene Ontology annotation, biological process: regulation of pH; sodium ion transport; proton transmembrane transport. Gene Ontology annotation, molecular function: sodium:proton antiporter activity. NCBI's taxonomy places the organism in Eukaryota, Metazoa, Chordata, Mammalia, Rodentia, Muridae. The record is from RefSeq and is a predicted model, not a curated record. Gene Ontology annotation, cellular component: membrane; Golgi apparatus.
GUAGCCGCAGGCCCCGCUAGCCCCGCCGCACCGAACUCGGUAGUCUCGGAAGCUCGCAAGAUUGGGGAGAAGAUGGCGGAGGAGGAGUUCUCCAACACAACCCAUGAGAACCUCAAUUUCACCCUUCACACUACCCUGGGUGUCACCACGAAGCUGGUGCUCCCGACGCCUGCCAAGCCCAUCCUUCCGGUGCAGACAGGCGAGCAGGCCCAGCAGGAGGAGCAGUCAAGUGGCAUGACCAUCUUCUUCAGCCUUCUCGUCCUAGUGUCUGUGCUUCUCAUAGCCAUCUGCAUCAUCCUGGUGCACCUGCUGAUCCGGUACCGACUGCACUUCCUGCCUGAGAGCGUGGCUGUUGUUUCUCUAGGUAUUCUCAUGGGAGCAGUUAUAAAAAUUAUAGAGUUUAAAAAGCUGGCAAAUUGGAAGGAGGAAGAAAUGUUUCGUCCCAAUAUGUUUUUCCUUCUCUUGCUCCCGCCUAUCAUCUUCGAGUCGGGAUACUCACUACACAAGGGGAACUUCUUUCAGAACAUCGGCUCCAUCACCCUCUUCGCUGUCUUUGGAACGGCCAUCUCUGCUUUUGUAGUAGGCGGAGGAAUUUACUUUCUGGGUCAGGCUGAUGUAAUCUCUAAGCUCAACAUGACAGACAGAAUCUGCCCUUGUUUCUGUCCUUGCAGUUUUGCAUUUGGCUCCCUGAUAUCUGCUGUCGACCCAGUAGCUACUAUUGCAAUUUUCAAUGCACUGCACGUGGACCCUGUGCUCAACAUGCUGGUGUUUGGAGAAAGCAUUCUCAACGAUGCAGUCUCCAUUGUUCUAACCAACACGGCUGAAGGUCUAACAAGAAAACAUAUGUCGGAUGUCAGUGGGUGGCAAACAUUCUCGCAGGCUCUUGACUACUUUCUCAAAAUGUUCUUUGGCUCUGCAGCUCUUGGCACACUGACUGGCUUGAUUUCAGCAUUGGUGCUGAAGCACAUUGACCUGAGGAAAACGCCUUCCCUGGAGUUUGGCAUGAUGAUCAUUUUUGCUUACCUGCCGUACGGGCUGGCAGAGGGGAUCUCACUCUCAGGCAUCAUGGCCAUUCUGUUUUCGGGCAUUGUGAUGUCACACUACACACACCAUAACCUCUCCCCAGUCACCCAGAUCCUCAUGCAGCAGACCCUCCGGACCGUGGCCUUCCUGUGUGAAACAUGUGUGUUUGCAUUUCUUGGCCUGUCCAUUUUUAGUUUCCCUCACAAGUUUGAAAUCUCCUUUGUCAUCUGGUGCAUAGUGCUGGUACUGUUCGGCAGAGCUGUCAACAUCUUCCCUCUGUCCUACCUGCUGAACUUCUUCCGUGAUCACAAAAUCACCCCCAAGAUGAUGUUCAUCAUGUGGUUCAGCGGCCUUCGAGGGGCCAUCCCCUAUGCACUGAGCCUGCACCUGGGCCUGGAGCCCAUGGAGAAGCGUCAGCUCAUCGGUACCACCACCAUUGUCAUUGUACUCUUCACCAUCUUGCUGCUGGGCGGCAGCACCAUGCCUCUCAUCCGCCUUGUAGACAUCGAAGAUGCUCGGGCACGCCGAAGGAGUAAGAAGGAUGUCAACCUCAGCAAGACCGAGAAGAUGGGCAAUGCCAUCGAGUCAGAGCACCUGUCAGAGCUCACCGAAGAGGAGUACGAAGCCCACUACAUCAGACAGCAGGACCUCAAAGGCUUCAUGUGGCUGGAUGCCAAGUACCUGAACCCCUUCUUCACACGGCGGCUGACACAGGAGGACCUCCACCACGGACGCAUCCAGAUGAAAAGCCUCACCAACAAGUGGUAUGAGGAGGUCCGCCAGGGACCAUCGGGCUCUGAGGACGAUGAGCAGGAGUUGUUCUGAGCCCACAGUGCCCCAGGCCUGGAAGAACAUACCUCAUGCAGCCUCCUCAAAACACAAGAUGGUAGGUCAAGGGCAAGUUUUAGCUAGGAAGCUUCAGGCCUUUGGAGCAUGCUGACUUCAGAAAUGUGAUCGGCCUCCAUGACUCAUGGAACCAGACCUGCUCCAAGUGUUGUUUCUGGGCUUGCAGAGGAUGGUGGCAGCCAGCCUCCUUUCUGCUUCUGUGCCAGGCCAUAGAGAAGCUUUGGGAGGCUGCUUGCUCGGCUCACACCGUGCCUGCACCAUGCCUUCCUCACACUUCUGGAGCAGCUGCUGGCAGGCACGUCUGCCAUUUGUCUAUGAGUUGUCAAGGUGCCUUGGUGGCGGCGGCAGCAGCCUCAACCUAGUGCCAAGGCUGAGAGAAUUUGAAAGCCUCACAGCCCCUGACCUGUGUCCUGUGCUCCCUAAGAGAAAGGCCAAAGGACCUUUUUUCUUGACAAGGAACCGGCACCUCCUGCCUGCCUUUGUGCAGGCAGCUCUGGCCUUGCUGGAGCACAAUGCCUCCCGUUUUAGACUGGACCUGAAUUGAGCUUCCCAGAGCCUGCUGAGAGGACUGUUGCACCAGCUCUGAGCGCCAGUAGGCACCUCUGCUCCCUGCUGGGGAAUGUGGGCUUAGCAUGCUGAGUGCCCAGCCCUCCAUGGCCCAUGGCCAGGGAACAAAGCACUGGAGGGGAUUUUUCAGAUGUUUUACUUGAGAAGCAAAUUGCUGCCGCCACCUUCUCAGACCUGCUAGGCCUGUUGUAUGCGGUGGUGAAUGUGUAAAUGGUAGAUGACCCAGUUAUGCUGUGAAUUUCAGGUCUAGGCCAGGGACAGGCCAGCUGGUCACACAGAAGGCAGUUCAGAGUAGUAAGGAACAUGGGUGCCCUGGGUAUCUGGCACUUUAGCCAGUGGGCAGGCCCUACCCUGUAUGUCCUGGAAGCCUAUCCCUGCAGUGUAGAGAGCCAGUUCUCGGAAUCAGUGACCUGCUUUCUACAGUGCUGUGGUCAUAGGCACAUCCAAACAGCCACAUCCAAUGUGUUGACAGGCUGAGGGGCUUGGUGUGUGGAUUCCUUUCUAUGCCAUAGAAUGCCAAGAGACUGAUCAGGGAGCCACCCAUCCUAAGGCCUACCAGGCCACAUGCCCAUGGUAGGUUCUGGGCCAGGCGGCUGCCCAAACCCCUUCUCGCUUAGCUGUGGAGGUGGGUAUGGUGGAGGUCAGCUGCUCCCCUCUCAAAUGUGAGGAGGAUCCAGCUGUCUAACACCCAAUAGGCUUCUAAGAUGGUGCGUGGAAACGGAAGCCUUCCUCAUUCCCUCAGAAAUAGCAACUUGUGUUCCCUGCUGGCUGGUGCCCAGGAAACCAGGUCCAAGCAGUAGCAUCAAGUCACUGAGUUCCCAGAGGCCCCAGAGCCAGGCUGUUAACUGAAACUGCAUGGGAAAACGAGGCAGUGAGAGCUGGGAGAAAGGGCCUUCUAGUGACCCUGCUUCUCACCCUGCCUUUCCAUUUGUCCACCCAGUUUCAGAGUGAGGAGGUGCCUGCCUGCCUCACCCAGGCACCGACAUACGCAAUGGUGGGGGCUGGGGGGGACAGGCCACCCUUGGUGGCUGUGGCCCCUGCUCUAGAGCCAUGGUAGCACAGACUGGUGAGUGGUGGAGUCACCCUGCUUCUACAGGGGGAGGCUGAAAGUUCUCCUCACAAGCCUGGGUUCCUUCCUUCUGACAGUGGAGGGUUUUGGAAGUGCUGGUUUCUGUUGUGAUUUAGGGAGGCUGGCUGGGAGCCACGUGUUCAAGGUCCCUGGGGCCUUUGCUGCUCCCUGGAGGGGCCUGAGCAGGAGGGAAAUGUGUUACCCUUCUGGAGCAUCUCUUGUCUGCCUGCCCCCCCCCCACUACUGAAUGGGGGUCAUAUCACUGGUUAGUUAAAAUAAAGUACUGCAGAAUCAGA